Pan troglodytes (chimpanzee) is the source of this 18682-nucleotide messenger RNA. It is a transcript of the gene ERC2, whose product is annotated as ELKS/RAB6-interacting/CAST family member 2. Bases 390 to 3332 code for a protein of 980 amino acids. Gene Ontology annotation, cellular component: cytoskeleton of presynaptic active zone. Gene Ontology annotation, biological process: neuromuscular synaptic transmission; regulation of synaptic plasticity; maintenance of presynaptic active zone structure. The transcript has 19 exons. Gene Ontology annotation, molecular function: structural constituent of presynaptic active zone. The record is from RefSeq and is a predicted model, not a curated record. Lineage: Eukaryota; Metazoa; Chordata; Mammalia; Primates; Hominidae.
CCCCUCGGCCGCCGGCCCCGCCCGGCCCCGCGCCUGGCCCUGGCCCUCCGAGCAGUGUCCUCCUCCUUCCCUUCUUUCCUCCCUCCCUGUUCCCCGCCCCGCUUCUCCUCCUCUUCCUCCGCCUCCCGCUCCUGCUCGCUCGGUCUCCGGCUCCGGCGCCGGCUCCUGCUCCUCCUGGCCGCCCGGGGCCAAGGCGACGAGAGGUUGUAAAAAUCCAUGUGGGACGGCCCCGGGGCGAGCAUCGGAAAGAUCUCUGAGUGGAGUUAUUUUCUGGUACGGACUGUGAAAAGAAUGCGGUGAAAAUUCUGGACAAUCGUGGAAAUAUUAGCUCAAACCCCAACUUAAUAUAGCAUUUCUUCUCUUCAGCAACACCUCAUAAUACAAGAAAAAUGUAUGGAAGUGCAAGAACAAUCACCAAUCUGGAAGGUAGCCCUUCCAGAUCCCCUCGUUUGCCAAGGUCUCCUCGUUUGGGCCACCGAAGAACAAGUAGUGGGGGAGGUGGAGGAACAGGCAAGACUCUGUCUAUGGAGAAUAUCCAGUCCCUCAAUGCAGCCUAUGCUACGUCUGGACCCAUGUAUCUGAGUGAUCAUGAAGGGGUGGCUUCAACAACUUACCCAAAGGGCACUAUGACUCUGGGAAGGGCUACAAAUCGAGCUGUAUAUGGAGGCCGUGUCACAGCCAUGGGGAGUAGUCCCAAUAUUGCUUCUGCUGGACUUUCCCACACAGAUGUCCUUUCAUACACAGAUCAACAUGGUGGGCUGACUGGCUCAUCCCAUCAUCACCACCACCAGGUCCCCUCCAUGUUGAGGCAGGUAAGAGACAGCACAAUGUUAGAUCUUCAGGCCCAGCUGAAAGAACUGCAGAGAGAGAAUGACCUCCUCCGGAAAGAGCUAGACAUCAAGGACAGCAAAUUGGGAUCUUCCAUGAACAGUAUUAAGACUUUCUGGAGUCCUGAGCUUAAGAAGGAGAGAGUCUUGAGGAAAGAAGAGGCAGCGCGGAUGUCUGUCCUCAAGGAGCAGAUGAGGGUUUCCCAUGAAGAAAACCAGUUACUGGAUGCCAGAAGAACCAAGCACCUACAGUUGACAAUCCAGGCCCUUCAAGAUGAGCUGCGAACCCAGAGAGACCUCAACCACCUCCUCCAGCAAGAGAGUGGCAACCGAGGAGCGGAGCACUUCACCAUCGAGCUGACCGAGGAGAACUUUAGGCGGCUCCAAGCCGAGCAUGACAGGCAGGCUAAGGAGCUGUUCCUUUUGAGGAAGACAUUAGAGGAAAUGGAGCUGAGAAUUGAAACGCAGAAACAAACCCUCAAUGCCCGAGAUGAGUCAAUUAAAAAACUUCUUGAGAUGUUGCAAAGUAAAGGCUUGCCAUCCAAAAGCCUGGAGGAUGACAAUGAGCGAACGCGGCGGAUGGCAGAGGCUGAGUCUCAGGUCAGCCACUUGGAAGUGAUUUUAGAUCAGAAAGAGAAGGAAAACAUACAUCUUAGAGAGGAAUUGCACCGAAGAAGCCAACUUCAGCCGGAGCCAGCCAAGACGAAGGCUCUCCAGACUGUCAUCGAAAUGAAGGACACAAAAAUCGCUUCAUUGGAACGAAACAUAAGGGAUCUUGAGGAUGAGAUCCAGAUGUUAAAAGCCAAUGGUGUGCUGAACACUGAGGACCGCGAAGAAGAGAUCAAACAAAUUGAGGUUUACAAAAGUCACUCCAAGUUUAUGAAGACCAAGAUUGAUCAGCUGAAGCAGGAACUUUCAAAGAAAGAGUCGGAACUUCUUGCCUUACAAACAAAGCUUGAAACCCUCAGCAAUCAAAAUUCAGAUUGCAAGCAACACAUUGAAGUGCUCAAAGAGUCACUUACUGCCAAAGAACAGAGGGCUGCCAUCCUUCAGACUGAGGUAGAUGCGCUGAGAUUACGACUGGAAGAAAAAGAAUCUUUCCUCAAUAAAAAAACAAAACAGCUACAGGACCUCACAGAAGAGAAGGGGACACUGGCCGGUGAAAUUCGUGACAUGAAAGAUAUGUUAGAAGUGAAGGAAAGAAAAAUCAAUGUUCUUCAGAAAAAGAUUGAAAACUUGCAAGAACAACUUAGGGAUAAAGACAAGCAACUGACCAACCUGAAAGACAGAGUGAAGUCCUUGCAGACGGAUUCCAGUAAUACAGAUACUGCACUGGCGACGCUAGAGGAAGCUCUGUCAGAGAAGGAGAGAAUAAUUGAGCGCUUGAAAGAACAGCGAGAAAGAGAUGAUCGGGAAAGACUAGAAGAGAUAGAAUCCUUCCGAAAAGAGAACAAAGACCUGAAAGAGAAGGUCAAUGCUUUACAGGCUGAACUGACUGAGAAAGAGUCUAGUUUAAUUGACCUCAAAGAACAUGCAUCUUCAUUAGCCUCUGCGGGGCUGAAAAGGGAUUCCAAAUUAAAAUCUCUAGAAAUAGCCAUUGAACAAAAGAAAGAGGAAUGUAGCAAAUUGGAAGCACAGUUAAAAAAGCAAGCUGAGCAGUUGUUCAAUCAGAUGUACAACCCAGCACAUAAUAUUGAAGAUGACUCCCGGAUGAACCCUGAGUUUGCAGACCGAAUAAAACAGCUCGAUAAAGAGGCGUCUUACUACCGCGACGAAUGUGGCAAGGCCCAAGCGGAAGUGGACCGGUUGCUGGAGAUCCUCAAGGAGGUGGAGAAUGAGAAGAAUGACAAGGACAAGAAGAUUGCAGAACUGGAGAGGCAUAUGAAAGAUCAGAAUAAGAAGGUGGCCAACCUCAAGCACAAUCAACAGUUGGAAAAGAAGAAAAAUGCUCAGUUACUAGAAGAAGUGCGCAGGCGAGAAGACAGCAUGGCUGACAACUCACAGCAUUUGCAGAUAGAGGAACUGAUGAAUGCACUAGAGAAGACCAGACAGGAACUGGAUGCCACCAAAGCACGCCUCGCCUCCACACAGCAGUCCCUGGCCGAAAAAGAAGCGCACUUGGCCAACCUCCGGAUUGAGAGGAGGAAACAGCUGGAGGAGAUCCUGGAGAUGAAACAGGAAGCACUACUUGCAGCCAUCAGUGAAAAAGAUGCAAACAUUGCCUUGCUGGAAUUGUCUGCCUCCAAAAAGAAAAAGACGCAGGAAGAAGUCAUGGCCCUCAAGCGGGAAAAAGACCGACUAGUACAUCAAUUAAAGCAGCAGGUGGGGCCUCCUGCAAGACAGACCCAGAACAGAAUGAAGUUGAUGGCAGACAACUAUGAUGAUGACCAUCACCAUUACCACCACCACCACCAUCACCACCACCAUCGAUCUCCUGGGAGGUCGCAACAUUCCAAUCACAGGCCCUCUCCGGACCAGGAUGACGAGGAGGGCAUAUGGGCAUAGCCGGGCCUGUAAACCAAAGUUCCAGUUUUGUUUUGAGGGAUAUGCCAGUGUGGUGUGACUCUCACGUCCUUCUGGUUGUGUCAAAUGUUUGGCAAGGAAUAAGGAAAAUAAAAUAUGUAUCUUCAUGGAGCUGAAACUAUCAUCUCUAAGAAGGCCGUUUAAUGGAUUGUGCUAUCUCUUCUAUGGCAGUUCUGAAGAAAACACAAGGAUGAAGGCAUAGUAAUGGUGAAUGGGUAAAUGUAACUCUUUAAAUGAAUUAGAAUAGAAAUAUUCAUAUUAGCAGGUCUUAUUAGUGACAUUUUAUCUGUUGCUUUUUAAAAAUUAUACUUCUAUGAGGCUUUGCAUUAGAAAUUAUACACAUUGUAUUUAUCAGAGGGUUUUGUAUUUUAAAAGCUGAUCUUUAGCUAUUAAGAAUCCACCCUUUAUUUACGUCCUGUCUGCAUUACGAUUGAAUAGUGACACGUAAUUACCACAUGGUUAUGAAUGGAAUACUGAAGUCUAGCAACUUUUGCUGCUGGGAAUUACACCUCUCCUCUAUACUGCAGGCUGUUUAACACCAAGUCACAAACUCCCUGGAGUUGAAUAUACAUAUGGUUACAUGGAAUAUGGUAUUAAACUUGAUAACAUUGCAUAUGAUGUUUUAUUCAGAACAAGGAAUGUGGUAGAUUGUGUGCCAUGGUGAUUUUUUUCUGAUCAGAAAGUAUUCAAUCUAUAGUUCUUUAUUCUGGGACAAGCAUGAAAUGACACAGUGCUGGAGAUUCAACAGGUGUGGGACAAUUCUUUGGGAUAACUUAGCAUGUAUGUCUUUCCCCGAGUCUUGCCUUCAAAUAGCAUGGCAGGUAGUGCUUCAGGUGAAGUUUAACCAAAAGCUGGUACGUUUGGCCUAUGGGUGAGUUUCAUUGUUGUGUUUUACUUCUUAGUUGAACCUGUUACAUGUCCCACUAAUGGGUCAGUUUGCUUUUUUUGGUACUGAGGGGGCAGUUCACAGGAUGGUGGUUUUCAGGUACGACAUCUUUCUACAUAGUAAAGAUGUAAUGCCUCCUAGAUCCAUUUGCUGCCAGUAAAACCUGCUUCAUGUUAAUACAGAAGUAUCUCAUCUCUUCUCCCUUUUCUUGGCAAAGGGGAAAACGGCACUGGAAUUAACACUUCCAGAUGCAAAGUCAUUCCAUAGGAAAGCUUGUCAGUAUGAGGAAGCGGGGAAAUCAGAGAAGUUCUGGAUGUCUAUGGGAGCAACUCUCUCCCUAUGUAGGGAAAAUAUUAAGAGAAAUGUCACAUUUACUCACAGAGAAAAGCUAAUAAAAGUGGAAAUUGACCUAAAGUCAUAUGAAAUGAGAAGAAAGUGUUUAAUAGCAUUAAAAAGCAAACACAUGAAGCCUGCCUCAAACAUGCAUGGAAGAGGUAGGUAAAGGAAAGUUCUAAGAGUUUGGCAGUUGUCUUGAAAAGUGUAGCUCCUACUUGGGGCUCUUCUGUGAAGCUACUUCUGCCAUCAUGAGUAUCAGGGCGCUAGGCUGCACUUGUGUUUCCUCCUGAAUAGUGAAGAUUUUUUAUUGCUCUUUCACAAGAUUCGUGACACCCUGAGAUAUGAACAGUGUUGUUAUCCUCAGGAUGGAAUUGGCUCCAAGACCCAUAGGAAAUCUUGCUUUGCUUAAGGCAAAUGCAGACAAUUGUAUUAAGCCCUAUCCCCUUUAUUUCUUCAUGAAUUUCCCCAAAUGCCAUGCACACCAGAAAAUAAAUGUUUUUAGAAAUUUAGUCAAUAUAUAAUCCUACUUUAGUAUGCUGUAAUAAAUUUCAUAUGCUUCAGAGGAAAACUACUUAUCUUUCUUUAUGACUCCUUUAAACAAGUUUGCUUAGAUAUCCUCAGGCUUUUAAAACCAUAUCUUUAAGGAUUUAAAUAAUGAGAUACUGGGGGAACCUUCUGUUUUUGAGCAGCCGCUGCAUGUUUUGAGUUGCAUUACAAUCCAUGAGGCCUUAGGAGACAUUAAAUUUAUAACUAAAGAUGGAUAAUAGUGGUACAUUAAAAAUUAACUGUUUUCAAUGUUUUGAUUUAUGGCCCCUAUAAAAGAAACAUUACAAGAUGUUAUUUUACUAGACAUCAGUAAUAUGCUCAUAAUAGCAUCGGAAGGCUCUGACUUGAAUCUGGAGUUUUGGUGCUGAAAUGAAUCAUAAUUUAGAAAAAGUCACUCUAAAAAUUACAACAAAUUGGAAUAAGCAUAACAACCCCAUCAGCUCCUCCCUUUUUUGCCACUUCUGGAGGCUAAGUCCAGACAUGAUUUAUUUGUCUCACUAUGGUCAUUCAAGAGUGGUAUUUUCCGAGCACACGGUGGACCGGGGAAAGUUUACUUUUCUAAAGAGUUUUGACAGCCCCUAGAGCUAGCCUUUCCCCUCUUAAACCUCACACCCAGGCCUGGAUUUAUCAGCGUAUGGCCUGUGCAGUCCACAGGCCCUACACUUAGAAGGGCUUCACUCUUAGGUUAAAACUCUGCUGUCACUGUCUUGAAAUUCCUAAUGUUUUUCAAAGAAGGGGCCUCACAUGUUCAUUUGCCCUCAGCGCCACUAAUUAUGUAGUCUAUGCUGCCUACACCAAACAUAUAUUCCUAUAUUCUGCUUCCCAAUUCUCUUUAUACUCCCCCUCCCUGUUGGAUCAUCCACACUCUUGUUUUCUUAUGCCUAAGAUUUACCUGUGGCCAGCCUCAUUGUUCUGGGUUUCUUCUAGAGACUCCACGGGAUCACUUUUCCAGCAAGUUGUUGCCGUCAUAGGCAUCCCUGGCAAAGCAUAUUCAACCACUGUCCUCUCACCACCAAACCCCCAAACCCCACACUCACACAUACUUUCAACUGUGAAAAUGUGCUCUUGGAGGCCUAACUGUAUUCCCUAUCUUGCCUUGCAAAAUGCAGAAAAAGCAGCUCCUCAAUUCUCCAUAACUGUUCUUCAGGAAAAUCCACUUAAUGUAGGUAUCAUUUGUGUCAGCAAAUACUUCUUCAUUUACAUUGAAUGAAGGUGCUUUCCAUGGACCCCCCCAAGAGGCAUUCGGGUUUGCGAACAUCAAUGAGGUAGGCAAUGGACGAGCAAAUCGAGGCACCUUGUGAGAUUUAGUGCCACCUCUGCCUCGACAUUUGAAUGUUUGAGCUCUUACUGUGAACUCUUGUAAUUGAGCAAAGAUAGAACACAAGUUUUUAUUUCUUAAACCACUAGAAAGGAAUUAGUCUUUUUUGAUUGAAAACAUAUGCAAAAUUUUAGGACCCGAUUCAUAAAAAUACAGAUGUGGCAUUAACAAGUUUUGGCAUGAGGCUGUGAUGCUAGUAGAUGCAGCCUGUUCAAAAUGAAGAAUUGUAGCUGUCUGCCACCAGCUCAUGGACAAUGUUAUGGUGAGUAAAAAUAUGAAUCGCAGAACAUUUAGACACGAGGAAGUGGUGUUUUACAAAUAAAAGCAGUGCUGGAUGGCCCAGUGGAACUCCCUGCCAUGCCUCCCCUCUGGAAGAAUGAAAGAAGGAGGAAGGAGAUGUUUUACUGUAGCUAGGAAGUUCAGGUCUGACUUGCCUUCUUUUAGCAGACAGGGUCUGGACACUAGGCCUGUGCUUGUCCUGGAACUAGAGAAAUUUAAUGGCUGCAAAAAGAAAAUCAAGGAAAGAGCUCUGAGCUCUACACAAAGCAGAGGUUUCUAUACAAAGUGGUGGUUUCUGUGCAAAGUGCAGGUUUUCUUUCACACCGCCUGUACAGGGGUAGCUACUGCUGCUUUUAAUGCAAUUUAGAUUUUGUAUAACUGAGGAUCUGAUAUAUCUCUUUCUUGUGCCAUUGGCUACUAAGACUUUCAUUUAUUCAUUCAUUCAUUUAUUAUUCACUUAUUUGUCCAUUCUUUCACCAAACGGUUAAGUUCUCAGUUAGAUGCUAUGAAACCAGUGACGAAUAAGAUUGCCAUGGUUGCCCCCCUGUGGAUCUUGCCAUCUAGUCAAGGGACAGAAUAUAAAUAAUUAGACGUCUCAAUAGAAACCUUGCACAUUUUGGUCAUGGCUUUGAUGGAAACCAGAAAGAUACUGAGAUUAACUUGAGGAACCUACUUAAGGAAGGAUGUUCAGCAAGCAUCUCUCCAAGGAAGUAAGUUUUAAGCCAAGUCUUAAAAGGGGAGAGUCAGGAGGUAUCCAUGCCAAGGCGUGCAUUUGGGAGGUGGUCCCGGGAGGCAUGCAAAAGGUGGAGGUGGGAAGGAGUUUAUAAGCUGAAGAAGCUUGAAGACCAUAACUCUGGGUAGAGCACAAAACCGUGAGAUGAGGAUGGAGAAGAAGGAAGGGACCAGAAAACGUAGGGCCUUUUAUGGCGAGGUAGAGAGUUUAGAUUUUAAGCCUAAGAAAACUGAGCAGACAUCAGAGGAGUUUAAGCAGGGACAUGACAUGAUUUGAUUUAUGUUGUAGAACAACCCUGGCUGCUGUGUAGAGGAUGAAUUGUCAUGGCAGGAAGAGCAGAAGUAGAGGCUGUUCCAUGAUCUGUGAGAGAAUUGAUGGCACUGACCCAGGGCAGCAGUAGUGGAGAUGCAGACAAGUGGAUAAAUUGGAGAUAAGACUAGGAAGGUGAAGCCAGGAGGACUUGGAUGGGGAGGUAAGACAAAGGACAAAAUUGAGAAUGCCUCCAGAUUUCUACCUUGGGUGGUGGUGGGGGCACUGAGAGGGAACUCAGAGUGCUGGUUUCCCCAGAUGUCCAGUCGGUCUGGCCAAGGGAAGGGCAGGCUUUUGACCUCGGCUCUUUUCCAUGUUCCUGCAUAUCAGCAGGGGAAUCUCUGGCCUCUUAUUGCAGUAAUGUGCAGGCUGACAAGUUUAAAGCACGUCUGAAGUCUAAGUUCAAGAGUGGGUGGCUCCUCCAACUCUUGAAGAAAAGGAGAUUGCAAAGCAAAAUCAGUAGUUAUAGAAUAAGAAGACAUGUAAGGGGUAGCGAUCUGUGGAAAAACAAAAACCCCAGAGUUGUAGGAGGUUGAAAGGGACCUAGGGACUAGAGGGACCUAGAGAGAAGGAAGUUGCCAUUGGCUCCUGUAGUUCCCCCUGAGAUCUCCAGGGAUCAAGAAUUCUGUCAGUUAAGGGGUACAACACGAGAUUUUGAUUGCUCUUGAUAAUUGACUUCUCAUCUUGAAAUUCUAAGUAUAUUAUUUUUCUGCAGAAGAAGCUUUCAAUAAUCUCUUUUCAGGAGUUAAUAUGAGAACUAACCAGAAGUAGCUACGAGAUGUUUUAGAACCACCAUGACAAUGUCUCUGCCUACUUCCAAUUGCAAAAUCGAUUCCUGGGCAAAGUAAGAUGUUUUUGCUUUAUCUCUGUCCCCACUUCCUCCUUUUAUUUUGCUCUUCUCCUCCUCUGGAAGGUGUCUGUAUAUUUAUGUCUUCUAUUCAGGCUUACAAAGCUGCUGUUUAGAGCUUCAACUUGAAUAUCCUAUUCACGGUCUUUGCAAUUAGUAAUUUAUUCAAAAAAUAUUUCUUCAUCUUAGUACUGGAGAUGUACUGGAUAUACAUCUCAGUACUGAGUCAAGGUAGUGAACAAAGUGUGAUUCCUACCCUCGAGGAGCUUAGAGUAGUACAUAGAUUCUCAAGCAGGCGUCCAUAAGCCCUGGAGGCUCUGCAAAUCCCCUGACAUGGUUAAUAGGCUUCAAUGUGGAUGUAUGCACAUCCCCGCAAAGAGAGUAUUUAUUUAUGUUCCUCAGCAGAUAGAGGGGCCAGUGACUCAGAAAAAGUGAAGAAGACCCUCAUCUAUGGUGGGGUGGCUAACAGUGUGGUCUCUGGAUUCAGAUAGACCUAGGUUUGGAUGAUCGUGGGCAAGUCACCUUCCAUCUCUCCCCUCCAUUUUCUCUUUGAGGAAGGUUGUGACACCCCCAGGGCUGUGAUGAGCUGAGUAAGAUGCCAAGUCAUGCCUGGUGCACGGUGAGUAUUCAACCCUGGGUAGAAUAUCAGUAUAUCACUAUUAUUGUUACUUCUGGGCUCAGGAAAGUGUACUGUAUCCAUAAACAGAGGAAAGUGGUUGAUACUGGGGUUGUUGAAUUUGGGAGGUAAAAGAAAAGGCAAAAGAAAGGUAAUCUAUUCCUAUGGCCAUAGCUACACCCAAGCCACCUACAUAGCAGGGCUUACUUAAAGCAUGUUUACCCUAUAAACAUACCCUCUCCAGUUACCUUUGAUUUUUAUAACACUUGGGUAUAGCUAAGGAAAGUUUGAUUGUUGGAGAGUAUGAAUUAGUCCAUGUUUAUAGCAGAGGGUUUCUUUCGGCUUAAAGAAAAAUCUAAUGAGUAACAUGAAAGCCAAUGAAUAUUUAACAAAUAAUUAAUUGCGAGCUAAUGAAUUGGAAGAGAGAAAAGGAUAAUAAUGUCUCAGUCCACCUCUUUCUGCUCUCAAGGGUGAUGGACUUGGGGGCCAAGGUAGAAGCUUUUAAGCAGAUUGGAGGGCAGUAAAUAAGUUCUUGUGGGUUUUUCUGGAGCUCAUAAGGGUUACCUGGCAGAGCAAUGCAUGUUGGCUUAGAUAUGACCACACUCUCAGGACCUGAAAUCUGGCUGAGAAAUCAUAAACAGUGGUGAUAAAUUACCAUGGGCCAGAGGCGGGAGGCGUCUAGCAGAGUGUUGUUACAUUACAUUACAUCCUUUCUGUGCCAGGGCUGGCGCACAGGGAGCACGCUGGCUCUCCCACCCUUUUGUCAUUUGCUUUAGAGUAUGCUGUUGGUCUGGUCUUGUUUAACCUCUUUAUUAAUGAUCUGUAAAGGGGAGAAAAGAGCAUGUGAAGGAAAGUCGCAGAUGACACUAAUUUGGAAGGUGUUGGAAACACUAACGAGGUCAGAGAAAUCACACAAAUGGCCUGAAGAAGGUUAGGAACAUGGAGGGAAAAUAACAAAUCUUGGAGAAGUCCAGACUCUCACAUCUGGUGAAAAUUAAUCUGAGACACAGAUACCAAUGGGUGGGAGGGAUAUGAAAAGCUGAAUGCUAAAAUAAUAAUAAUAAUAAUAAUAAUAAGCUCAGUAAACAUCAGCGAAACCAGCCAGCCCAAAAGUCUGCUAUGGGUGAGAGUAGGGAGAGAGGUGCCUUUGGCAGUUAGCACUGUCAGUGUUAGCAGGUGCCAGAGAGACAUGUGUGAUCUUAUGUGACAAUUGUCUUAUACCUGGGACAUUACAAUAUUAUACAUGCUUUAUCUCAGAGGAUCACCCAAGUUAUCAGAAAGAUGGAAAGAAAGGCUGUGCACGCUGGCUCACACCUGUAAUCCCAGCACUUUGGGAGGCCAAGGCGGACAGAUCACUUGAGGUCAGGAGUUCAAGACCAGCCUGGCCAACAUGGAGAAACCCUGUCUCUACUAAAAAUGCAAAAAAUUAGUUGGGUGUAGUGGCACAUGCCUGUAUUCCCAGCUACCUGGGAAGCUGAGGCAGGAGAAUUGCUUGAACCUGGGAGGCAGAGGUUGCAGUGAGCGGAGAUCGUGCCAUUGCACUCCAGUCUGGACGACAAGAGCGAAACUCUCUCUCAAAAAAAAAAAAAAAAAAAAAAAAGAAAAGAAAAAGAAAGAGAAAGAAAGAUGGAAAGGGUUUUUAAACAAUGCAGGGCAUCAUUUAAUGUUGGAGGCAGAACCAAAGCUUCUAAAAGAAUUAUUAAAAACAUUUGAAAAUGGCCAUAAUGGCACUUUCAGGGAGACCAGAAGGUAUUGCUCUAGAACAUGCAAAUGUGGGGUUGAGAAGGCUCACAGGUUUCAUUUUGAGACUUGUAGCCUGAGAAUAGAUACUUCUCAGAGGCCUCAUUGGGGAGCCAUCCAAUUGGUGGCCAACGUAAUGCUCUGAGUCAGAAUUGUCUUGUUGGUUCAGGGAAAGCAACUCCAGCUCCACCUCUUUCCAACCAUCUCCACAGCCCCAACCAAAGGGGAAAACCAAGACAACAUCUAAAAUCAGAGCACACAUUAUGGCCACCACUAGGUGUAUCAAUCAGAAUGGCUAGAUUCCUUUCUGCUAUUGGAGCAUCCAUUGGCUGGAGGUCAUUAGCCUUACCAAGACGUACCUUAACUCUAUCCGCAGGCCUCCCCCAUAUAUUCCUUCUCCAGAGUCACAUGAUCCCUGCAGGAAAAUUGCUAGUCCACCAUCUGGUGGCUACCUGGUGUUCUUAUGAAACUCUUACUGCAACCCUCAUUGUGGCUUCCCCAUGAACAUGUUUGUCAGAGACUUUGAGAUGGGAAUGUAUUCUGGGAAUAUACAUGUCCUCUAGCUUUGUUUUCUGGGAAAUAUAAUGUAGAUGCUGAGAACAACAGCACACAGCAACUGAGAACUUCCACUGUGCCAGGUCAGGAUCUAAGGUGCUCGUGUGUUCAAUCUUGAGUGGAGUAAGAUUGGGAUGUCAGGCCCCCAUCCCUCUGAAGCAGAUCCUGCACUUGUAAACAUGGGUCCAUGCAUGCCUUGCAGCUCACAGGGUUGUUCCCAUGGUGACAAAAUCACUGAGAUGCUGAGCCUUUAUAAGGAGACUCCUUGCCAUUUCUUUCCGCCUAAGAGUCAGCGUUUGCAACCCCACCGUGUGCCCUUCUGCUGUGCACCUUAAUAAAUCAGGUCCCUUCUUUUAGGUUUGUGUGGGUGGUUGAAGGCCAAGGGUAGCUUUAAAAUCUGCCAGUCCCCAAACGUUUCCUUAGUUCCUCAGUCACUGUGAAUAUGCAGAGAGGUAGAAACAGAGCCCCUGGAAGUUUGAAGAAGAAAGAUUGUUAUAAUCUCUUUGAGAGAAGAUUUCUCAGUUAAACCUAUUAGAUCCAGAAUAAAAAGGCAGACUCCCAUAUGUGGCGAAAGACCCCUCGCUGUACAUUGUAUCUUUGUCCAUCAGAGGGCAAACAUAAGACGAGGCCCUGAAAUAAUAAUCGCAGAUUGCUUUCACUGGGAAACCUGAGCUUCCUACAGCCACCAAUUCAUUUUCCCCAUGUAUUACUUUUAUGCUCAUUUUACAAAACUUAGGAAAUUUAAUAAGUAUAUCAGGAAAAAAUUUUCUCAAAAUCCUCAUUCAGAGAAAGCAUCAUUUUUAACCUUUCAGUAUAUAUCUUGCCAUAUUUUUCCUAUGCAGAUGGUCUUGUAAAUAUGUACUUGAUGGAGAUGGGAAUCUGACUUUGCAUAAUCUUUGGCGCAGAGUGGUUGGGCAGUACCCAGGCUCUAGAGCCUCACAGACCAAGUUCAAAUACUGGUUCCACCACUCCCACCUGAUGGAUGAAGUCUUUAAAGGUAGCUAAGACUGUUUUUGGUGGUGUUAUCAUUUACUUGGCAUUACAUGACUGUUUUCACAUCUGUUUAUAAUUUUAAGAUAUGCUCUGCAUUGGGCAGUCGGGAGGUCAGGGCAGGCUGGAGCGGCCACGCACACUAGAGCCCUUGGGAUGCAGAGGCUGGGAAGAGUACACUGUUGCCCAGUGGGUUUGUUCUUGGCAGUGGCAUGAGGCUUCAUUGUUCCCUGCUCAGGUGUCAGAGGAGUGCCUCUGAUUGCCCUGAGUCAGCGUGUGAUGGAAUUAGCAACCCUGCUGAUCCCCCAGCCUCUGUUCUUCUUUCUGUGCACCUUGAUCUCUGAAGUCAUUGUGUUAUUUGAAAGGAGUUUCUGUACAAAUCACUCUACUAAAAAAAAACAACAACAACAACAACAACAACAACAAAAAAACAAAAAAAAACCUCGGUAAUUAAAAAGGGAGUCUCCCCAUUGGCCCAUGGCACUGGAUUGUAAACGGAUUCAGUGUGUGGGACUCUGGCUGCUGUUUUGUGUUGGGUUUGUGGUUUUACUUAUUUUUUUGUACUUGUCUCCCCUGGUGCUGGGGCACUAGCUUGGGAGCAUGAUAAAAAUCAUGUUAUCGAAGAAACCUCUCUGCUCCUCUUUUUUUUUUUAUUUUUUAUUUUUUUGAGACGGAGUCUCGCUUUGUCACCAGGCUAGAGUGCAGUGGUGUGAUCUCGGCUGACUGCAACCUUCGUCUCCCAGGUUCAAGCGAUUCUCCUGCCUCAGCUUCCUGAGUAGCUGGGAGUACAGGCAUGCGCCACCAUGCCCAGCUAGUUUUUGUAUUUUUAGUAGAGACGGGGUUUCACCAUGUUGACCAGGAUGGUCUUGAUCUCUCGACCUCGUGAUCUGCCUACCUUGGCCUCCCAAAGUGCUGGGAUUACAGGCGUGAGCCACCGAGCCCGGCCUCUGCUCCCCUUUGUCUGAAGGCAGGUGACACAUUGGGAAACUCAUGGCAAGCCUGUUUUCUUCUCAGAGAGGAAGGGCUUGCAGGGCUAACAGUGUUUCCCCCAGCUGAUCCGAAACAUGAUUUGGGCUCAGUACAAUUGGCCACUGAAAAGAAUUGUCCUUCCCCCUCACGGAAUGUGGAAUGAGAAAGGGAGAAUGAGAAAGUCUUCUAGAGCCAGAGAGCAAUCUUUGUCCCUCAUUAUAUAACAGGCUUGGGACACAGGGAAAUCUAAUAUAUCAGAUAAGGAGGUGACGAUGUGUGAGGGUGCCAGCUAAGAUGCACCAGAUGAAUUUUCUCCAUGUUAUUAUUUUUAAAAAUUAUGAAUGCACCAACAUGCUGAUGGAGCCUGGACUGUUGAGCCAUUUUUUCAUGUGAGGGCCUGACUCCAUGCAAGAGACUCCUACAUGCCGAAGCCUGCAGGAGCUUUAUGUAGCUGGGUUGCAUUUCCAUGGCAGGGACUGGGGACAGGGAAGGAUGGACUCUGGCGUUUGCCCCUCUGUAGGUCACUGCUGUCCUGACAAACACUGAGGGGGCCUUCAGCACAGUGGCUUUCUGCCUAGUUCACUCAUCUUAGGGAAAACACCUUAAAGUUCCAAGAGCUGACACUGCCAUUUCUUCUACUUCUGUCUCACUCACAUAGCACCCUUGCCAGUUUAGAGAAAAUGCCCUGUGUCCCUGAUUUUCAUCUGAUCUCCCAUCAGCUCUACGAGGAGGGCAGACAGGUGACACCAUGCCCAUUUUAUAGAGUAAGAAAAGGAGUUUUCUCCAGGGCUAUACAGAUGAGACACAGGGGAACUAGUACGUGAACUUCAAACAUGUGACUCUUGGCCAGCUACUCCUUCCACUAUAGUAGUAAUUCCCUAAGGUGUUCCUCAGUGCCCUGAUGGUGUUGGAUAUUAAAAGACUUUUUUUUUUUUUUUGAGAUAGGGUCCUCCUCUGUCACCGAGGCUGGAGUGCAAUGGUGUGAUCAUGGCUCUCGGCAGUCUCAGACUUGUGGGUUCAAGCGAGAUCCUCCACAUCAGCCUCCCAUGUAGCUAGGAGGCGCACACCACCAUACUUGACUAUUUGUGUAGGGGUGGGGGGCCUAGAGAUGGCGUCUUGUUAUGUUGUCCAGGUUGGUCUCAAACUUCUGGACUCAGGUGAUCCACCUCAGCUCCCAAGGUGCUGGGAUUACAGGAAUGAGCUACCCGACCUGGCCACUAUUUUAAAAAAUAGUCAUAAAGGCAUAUGGUGUUCAAAUAAGUUUGAGCAAAGCUGGAUUAAACAGCAUUAAUAGGUUUCUCCACUGCAGACCUUCUCAGAGCCUUCAAUAGGCCAGGGUCCUCCAGCCAGCUGUCACACUCCAGAGAAAGAGCGUUUGCUGUGCUUAUUGCUCACAGCUCCUUUUCUUCUCAGACCCUCAUGUAGAAUUACGGUGCACAGAGUAUAUCUGGGGAAAGUUUUGCUGCAGCCUGACUUCUCUUAGACUAUAGGAUGAGCCAUUUUCCAAGCAGGUGGAGCUACCACCACUGACUGAGGUGGUUAACAUGAAGCCUGGACAACCGCAUGCCAAAAAUGAUGAAUUGGCCUGAAAAGGAGAAGGCCGAUAGCCUAGCACCACCAUUAGGCUUUUCUUUUUCUUACUAUGUUUGGCAACUAUGUUUUGCCAAGUGCUUACUUAUGUGGAGCUUAAUGGGCAUAUAUAUUCACUGUUCAAGAAGACUGAGACAAAUAAAAAGGAACUUGGGGCCUUUCUCAAAGGAUGUCGGCAAAGGAGAGGCUAGCAUUUCCUCUCCUGUGCUGAUGACCACGUGCCCACCACUGUCCCAAGUUAGGGCUUACUAGAAAACUUUGCAAUGUCCAGAUAGUAAAUAUUUUAGGUUUUGUGGUCCAAAAUCUGUGGGCAAAAUCCAGAUAUAGAUGUUUAUAUAACAAGAAAGAAAACAAAUGUUCAUAGAUUUUUUUUAUUGAAGAAAUUCAAAAUAUAAGGAGUAUAAUUUUUUGUAAUAUACCUCUACUAAUGAGAAGAGAAUGGGUUUCUUUUAGGGGAUAACAUGUCACUUUAUUGGGGAUCAAAAUUAGUAUUCUCUGUUAUCAAAAUAUAUUGCAAAUGUUCAUCUGUUAAUGAUGAUCUGUAAUGGUAUUUUAUAUAUUUCAUCUUUAAAAAUAUCUGUCCAUACAGAUAGGUGAUAUGCAUGACACUCAAAGUGUGGUCAAGUUAGAGCAACCUUGCUGCCAUUUGUAGUGUGUGAACAGCAGUGCAAAGCCAUGAGUGUGCCACGUGUGGUCUUGGCUGCAACUCCAUAACCCUGCCAUUGCCAUGCAAAAGCAGCCAGAGACCAUACGAGUGGGCAUGGCUGUGUUCCACUGUAAACUAUAUUUAUGGACAGUGAAAUUUGAAUUUCAUAUCAUUUCCAUGUGUCACAAAAUAUUCAUUUUAAAAAAAUUCCCCCCCCCAACUGUUGAAAAAGGUAAAACCCAUUUUCGACUUGCAGACCACACAAAAACCAGUGGCUGGCUGAAUUUGACCUAUUGGGCCAUUAUUUGCCACCCCAUUCUAAGCGCUUUCCCAUUGGUCAUCUUGUUCAUCCUGACGUCUCCGUAUGUGGUAUGUACCACUAUGAUCCUGUCUUCAAGAUGAGGAAAUUCAGACACAGAGAGGGAAAGCUCUUUGCCCAAAGUCACUCCAAAAUCUCAGAGCUAGGAUUCGAACCCAGGUAUGUCUGACUCCAGAGCUGCAGGGCGGUUGCUUGUCUGCACUGACUCACAUUGCAUUCCCCAUGGUGACCCUUUUCAAUCUCUGCUGUAGUCUUCAAGCUCCCCAACAAACUCCCCUCAUGGGAAGGGGAAGAUGGGCCCAUUUCUUUAAGAAUCGUGAAGACAGCCAACAAGGGCUCUGUCCAUUUUCCUCCUCUCCACCUUAGGGGUUUUCUCCAUUGACCACAUCUCUGCUUUCUUCUCACAUCUUAUUUCACCACCUCUUCCUCCUUUUGUUCUUCCCUUUUUUCAAGAGUAGAAUGUCCAGUCUGCAUAUAGGAUCUCAUGGGGUAAGAGUGUGAGCUCUGCAUUCCAGAUCUGUCCCUGAAAUCUGUGUGACCUUGGGCACAAUAUUUAAUCUCUCUGAAUUUCCAAUGUCCUCAUCGGGAAAAUGGGGAAAACAAUUUCUUACAUUUUCCUCCCUCAUGGAGUUCUUGUAAAGAUCAAAUGAAAUAGUGGUGUAAAAUGCGAGCCCAGUGCUAGUACAUAGUAAGGCACUCCAUAAAUACUAGCCUUGUUGUUUUUAUUUUCUUCCCUACCACUACCUACUCUACAUUGAUCACCUCUCACAGGCUUGCCACGUCAAAUCUCUGUAAUUAUUUAUCAAGUAUCUACUAUGUGUUAUAAAGCUUUAAAAGUUUACUUGCUCCAUGUCUCCUGAAUCAGGUUGAGCAUUGAGUGCUGGGCUUUGCAUUGGCACACACGGCCAAAGGAACAAAUGGAAUCAUUCUCCCUGGAGACUUCAUGCUAUGCACCAAAAACCACCUGGCUGGGAUGGGUUGGAUAUAGCUCUCGAAGAGUCAAGCAAACUGUCCAGCCAAUAAAAAAUAUAUGCCUACAAGUUCAAAAGCCCUCCAUCCACAGUGCCAAUAAACUAGCCCAGUUAAUAGCCCAUUGGAAUUAGGUACAUGAAGAAGCUUAAAACUUUUCAGCCAUUACAAGAAAUACCAUCAUAUUUUGAAGUAGGGGAAACUUCAACAGAGGCCACAACCAAGUGAAAUUACAAAGAAAAUGUGAAAGUUGUCUUUUCCCUAGAUAUUUGUACUCUCUUAUCUUGGCCGAGCCAGAAUAGUUACUUAAAAUAUUGGAAACAGCUUGUUGAGAAAGCAAUGUUGCGUCUUCCUUGCCUGGAGAAAAGCAUGUACACACUUGCAGGCUUUGGUGUAUUCUUAGAGAGGCUUCAAGGAAUUGUGCAAGCAGGGUAUGUUCUGGCAGAUUAUGGGUUCUUUGUGUUUCAUGUUUCAUGGCUGCCAGCAGCUGGCAUCUUUCAGAAAUCACGUGAAAAGUGGGCAGAGCUCCUUGUGCAAACUUCCGAGCCAAAGGUUAAGGAGACUUUGUGUGUAACUCUUAAUCUUGUUGGGAAAUUUUAGGGUGAAAAAUAUAAUUAUACCUGAAAUGCCAACAACCAAGGCCAAAGGAAUGUCUCCUCUUUGGAGGGUUCUUUGUUGAUGAGAUGAAAAACUAAGCUCUUGUGCUCCUGCCUACAAAUUAUUCAGAUUAUUUGAAAAGAAAUGAAAGAAGACACUGGGAGGGAUAACCGUUGCAUACUAUGCUAUGUAGCACUUAACUAAUACUUACCUAUUUAGCAGUUAGUUCAAUAAAUAUUUAUUGAGUACCUGCUAUGUGCAACUCAACAGAAGCUAAAUAUUCAAGUUCCUGCUCUCCUUGAGUAGUUUUACUCAAGUUAGGUAUAUUCUUAAUCAUCUCUCAAUGUGAGGUUCUGGUCAUAAGAAGAAUUCAAGGACUCUGGAGGUUAGCACAGGGUAACUUUAUAUUGCAUAAUCUAUAAUUGCCAUCAAUUCUGUAUAGAUAUAGAUUAGCAUGGGCGAUUCAACAGGCUGGCAUUGAGAGCUGUGUGGUGUGGCCUGAACACCAGGCCCAGAGGUCAAGAGGGGCAACACACAAAGGCACUAAAAAGAAGAUAGGAAAGUGAUACUACCACAUUGGAAUGAGGUGUUGUCAUCAGCCAGCAGACCCCAAUGGAGUCCUGUGAGACUUGUAGCCAUGGAAUCCAAGUCAUGACGAUGAGCAUAACUUGUCCUGGAGUGGAGCACAACCGUUAAGGAAGGCUUCCUUUGUCCAUGUGUAACUCUACUUAGUCUUUCUCUGCCCCACCAUGUGGGUCUUAGGUUGCCCCAUUUUACAGAGGAGAGGCUAAAUUACAUCUUGGUCACACAACUCAGAGGUAGAAGAACCCAGACUGUAACCCAGUUGUCAUUCCCCAUCACAUUCCGUGUUCUUUGUUCAGUAUUAUGUGGCCACUGCUAGCUAUCUGAUAUAGCAAGGGGUUAUUCAGACCCAGCUCCUUAAACCACAUGCCAAAGUCUCUCCCCAGAUGAGUUUAUGAGCCAGCUAACUCAUGGUUGGGAAAUCAAAUAGUGAGAUACAUAUAUAUAUAUAAAAUUUAUUAUGCAUUAUAUAUCUUAUAUGUAUAUAGUGAGAGAUAUAUAUAAU